Messenger RNA from Mya arenaria, 606 nucleotides. RefSeq names its product ferroxidase HEPHL1-like. The transcript has 3 exons. The record is from RefSeq and is a predicted model, not a curated record. The coding region runs from base 1 to 606 and encodes 201 amino acids. NCBI's taxonomy places the organism in Eukaryota, Metazoa, Mollusca, Bivalvia, Myida, Myidae.
AUGGUGUCGGAAGAAAUCAAGUGGUUUUUACAGACGGAGAACAAGUUGCAAACCGUGCAUGAACUCAAACUGAGCAACUCCACAUUUACCACGUCGGUAACAAGGGGAGAUAAGGAAAACCACUCUGGUUUUACCGGUCCUCCUAUUAAAGGCGAAGUAGGGGAUACAAUUUUGUUUGAAUUUAAUAAUAAAGCUUCCAGAGAAUACUCAUUUUUGGCCGGAGGUGUGUCAAUGUCCAAGGAAAAUGAAGGGGCCGUGUAUAAACAAAGUGUUGGAGCAACAACGUCAAGUGGAGCAACCGUUGAACCAGGAGCGACCUACAGGUAUGAAUUCUUUGUUUCCUCGAUUAAUGCUCCGACAAAGAUCGACUCCAGCUGCCUGACAUACAUCUAUCGCUCCGCUGUAGACUUAGAAAACGAUUUCUACAGUGGCAUGUUAGGCCCCAUGCUUAAAUGUAAACGAGGAAAGCUCAACAGGGCUGGCAGACAGAGACGCGUUGACAGAGAGUUCUUCUUAAACUUUCUCGUAGUUAAUGAAAACCUGUCCAUAUUAUCUGACCGAGAACAUCAACAUGUUUGCGACCUCCCCCGCAACUGUCGAUCCUGA